Messenger RNA from Clonostachys rhizophaga, 3207 nucleotides. NCBI's taxonomy places the organism in Eukaryota, Fungi, Ascomycota, Sordariomycetes, Hypocreales, Bionectriaceae. The record is from the annotation of a GenBank genome assembly.
AUGAAAUCGCUGCGCGGAUUAAUAGUCUACCGCAAUUACAUGCUUUCCGCGCGACAUGAACUGCUGCGAGGAUUAUCUGCUAGAAGGUACCACAAGCCAGCACAACCUCGAGCCGGACGGGCUUUGGUCAGUUAUGGACUUGUGGGUAUAGUGGCGGGUCUUGCUGGGAUAGUUGCUGCUUCUACAACAGGCAUUAGACAACAAGCGGCAGGGCAACCCUCGUCAGGGUACCCGGACUAUGCUGAUCGAGAGACGAUGCUCAAGGUUGCUGUCGAUGAGAUCAGAGCCAUACUUUGCAGCGACGCCGUAAGCGAGGAUCAAGACGACCUCAAUGACCACGGCAGUUCAGAGUGGUCCACUACCAAUAGCAAGGUCCGCCCAAUUGCGGUCGUCUAUCCGCAAAGUACUGAGCAUGUAUCAUUAAUAGCGAAGAUAUGCACUAAGUACAAAGUUCCAAUGAUUCCUUACGGUGCCGGUUCCAGUGUUGAGGGCAAUACUAGCGCACCAUACUCUGGUAUCACCCUCGACCUAUCACGUAUGAACCGAAUUGUUGAAUUUAAUAGCCAGGACAUGGAUAUUGUUGUUGAGCCGGGGGUCAAUUGGGUUCAGCUGAAUGAGAAGAUCAAACCAUCAGGUCUCUUCUUGCCACUAGACCCCAGCCCAACAGCUCUCAUCGGGGGCAUGGUAGCUACUAAUUGCAGUGGAACAAACGCUAUGAGAUAUGGUACGAUGAAAGACUGGGUCAUCAACCUUACCGUCGUCCUGGCUGAUGGCGAGGUAAUAAAGACCCGGCGCCGAGCUCGAAAAUCGUCAGCAGGCUAUAAUCUGAACUCACUUUUCACGGGAUCAGAGGGCACUCUCGGCAUUAUUACCCAAGCGACCCUGAAACUCGCUGUUCUUCCUACUCACUUCGGAGUUGCUACAACAACAUUCGAUAGCGUCAAAGAUGCGGCAAAAGCUGCGUCUGUUAUGAUCCGUGAGGGUUUACCGCUGGCUGCCCUAGAACUCAUGGAUGAUAUGCAGAUGAAGGUGAUCAAUGAGACUGGAGGAGCAGGAGGGAGGAUUUGGCCGGAAAAGGCUACCUUGUUUAUCAAGUUUUCUGGCACAAAGGGUGUGGUGCAGGAGAGCAUCAAGCGAGUCGAGGCCCUCUCCAAGGGCUUAGGUGGCACUGGGCUCCAGAUCGCCAGGUCAGAAGAGGAAAUGAAUAGCCUCUGGUCAGCAAGGAAGCAGGCGCUGUGGUCGAUGCUCGCAAUUCGCCCUCCGGGAACCGAGAUCUGGUCCACGGAUGUGGCGGUGCCGUUGUCACGUAUGGCGGAGAUUAUUGAUUUCUCUAAGGAGACGGCAUCUCGUCUUGGCCUGUUCUCAAGCGUCCUUGGCCAUGUGGGAGACGGAAACUUUCAUCAAGCCAUCUUGUACAACCCUAGUAUACGCUCCGAGGCCGCAGCAGUACGUCGGUGUCUGGGCAAUAUGGUGGAUGUAGCAAUAGAGAUGCAGGGAACCGUGUCUGGGGAACAUGGGAUUGGACUGGGCAAGAAGGCUUCUCUUGUGAAAGAGCUUGGACCGGCAACCAUUAACGUGAUGAGGAUGCUUAAGAGAAGCCUAGAUCCGCAUUGGCUGUUGAACCCCGGCAAAGUAUUCGACGCAAUCUGGUAUCUGCUGGCCAUAGCGCUUCUGCUCGUCUGCGAAUUAGAGACUGCGGUAAUUGAGAUGGAUGUUACUGUGUCAUACACACUGUGGCCAUAUAUAUCGCCACCCCGCUAUCAUCACAGCACGGGGUGGAUCAUUACCCCAGCUUUUCUCCUCGGCUUCGCUUUUCCGCAAGCGGCCCUUGUGACCAACUCCUUUUCAAAUCUCUUCCGUCAUAGCCAGGACCCUGCACUUCAUCGUUCCAUCAUGAUAAGUUCCCCGACUACCCAAGAAAGCGGCCAGGCGAGUCUCCCUGCCACUGUAUCCUUUGUUGCGGUGAACCAGCCAGAGUCCCCAUACCACUCCAGACGGCGACGCGCGCAGGUCUCUUGCGAGCGAUGUCGAAAACGUAAAUCGAGAUGCGACGUCUCCGAAACCCAACAAAACACGUGCGUCCGAUGCUUGAGAGAAGGCAAGUCCUGCGAGUUUCGAGCCGUCAAAUACAGGCGUAGAGGAGUCCAACCUCUCUCGCCAGUCCAGGCUGUUUUCAAUGCGGCUUGUUCGACAGCGUCGGCGAUGGAUCGAUCGCCAGACAGCUGCUCGUUCCAAGCCGCACCAGACGCUCAAGCAAUAGGGGAAGAGCCAGCGCCUGAGCAGCUGCUGCAGUUAUCCCUUCAUAAUGUACCAGGCGAGAAGCCAGAUGAGCUUCAGUCGCAGAACGAGGAGACCGAAACCCGCCAGGGUCACCACGCAGACGUAUCGCACCUCGACGACACUGGUGCCAAUCAAGGGACCGCAUCCGACGGGAUCACCAGGCUAGAUCCCAAACUGAGGAUUGCGGCAUCGCAGCUUCAUAAUCCUGCUGAUGCGCUUGACCUCCUCACAUUCGCGGCAAGCGAGGAGCGAUAUUUCGCGCACUUGUCCACUCAAGAGCAGGGUGGCAGCGUACCGGACAGCACCAGGGGUCAUUUGCCGCAACAGGACGACUUGCGGUGGGAUAGCGCAAUUGAGAGUGACCUACGAUGGAACCAAUUCUUUCUGGUUCAGCGAAGGCUCAUCAAGGUACAUGAAAUCAUUGAGUUUAUAAUGUUCUUCUUCACACGCCUAUGGCCACUCAAACCUAUCAUACCGGAGUACUAUAAUCAUCCGUCGAGAUACAUCCUCCUGGCCAUCGACGAGCCAGUGCUCUUGAGAGCGGUGAUAACGCUGGCUUCCAGGUACCACGCUCUCAGUGGCGACCACGGCGAGAUCAGAUCUGAACGGAUACAUUGGCAAGUAUGGUCAUCCUUACAAGUAUGCCUGCAAUCAGCAAUAUGGGGUUCUACGAGGACACGAUCUCUAGGAACCAUCGCGGCCCUGUUGCUACUGAUUGACUGGCAUGCCAAGGCCAUCAAUAAUCCGAGUACCUUCACUCCAGAAGACGACAGCUGGGAGUACGAAAUACCAUCCAGCACGACCGAGAAUGACACACCGGCGGGGAUAACCAACCUAAGCAGCAAGCAGAGGCACAGCAUGGCGAGUUCCUUGGAGAGGCUUGAGAUUACGUCUUCUGCAUAUCGCAGCAACAAAAUGUCGUGGUAA